Molecule: messenger RNA, 440 nt
Organism: Cariama cristata (Red-legged seriema)
Lineage: Eukaryota; Metazoa; Chordata; Aves; Cariamiformes; Cariamidae
Gene: RPL23A
Product: ribosomal protein L23a
Exons: 3
Biological process (GO): translation; ribosomal large subunit assembly
Cellular component (GO): cytosolic large ribosomal subunit; ribosome
Molecular function (GO): rRNA binding; structural constituent of ribosome
Source: RefSeq, a predicted model, not a curated record
CUGUGCCUCCGAAGACAGAGGCAAAGGCUAAGGCGCUGAAGGCCAAGAAGGCUGUACUGAAGGGGGUCCACAGUCACAAGAAGAAGAAGAUCCGCACGUCGCCCACCUUCCGCAGGCCCAAGACCCUGCGACUGCGGCGGACAACAAAAAAACCCACGGAGAAACAAGUACGUCGGGGGUCUCUCUCCUGCAGGCUGGACCAUUAUGCCAUUAUCAAGUUUCCUUUGACCACAGAGUCGGCAAUGAAGAAGAUUGAGGAUAACAAUACUCUGGUUUUCAUUGUUGAUGUCAAGGCAAACAAGCACCAGAUCAAACAAGCUGUCAAGAAGCUGUAUGAUAUUGAUGUGGCCAAGGUCAACACAUUGAUUAGGCCUGAUGGGGAGAAGAAGGCUUAUGUCCGACUGGCUCCAGAUUAUGAUGCACUGGAUGUAGCCAACAAG